Messenger RNA from Babesia ovata, 1257 nucleotides. RefSeq names its product phosphohistidine phosphatase. The coding region runs from base 1 to 1257 and encodes 418 amino acids. Lineage: Eukaryota; Apicomplexa; Aconoidasida; Piroplasmida; Babesiidae. The record is from RefSeq and is a predicted model, not a curated record. The transcript has a single exon.
AUGUCGACGAGGGAGGCUGAGCCUUCCACGGCGGAACUGCCGCAAAUGAGAACCGUGGAAGUAAGUAGAAUGAAAUCUUUCUUACUGAUCAAUGCGGCCGCAUGUGUAACCAUAUUGGCAACGUUGGCAGUGGUCUGCAUACCGUUUCCGGGGCUACGUGUUACACGGCAAAUUGAGACGUUUGACAUAAAUCUCAACCAGCAGACAUUACCUUCCCUAAUACGUUUAGAAGCAAAGGAAGAGAAUGAUUUGCAUAUGAGUUUCUACCUGAAUACGCUUUAUCCUUACCAUUCCAUUGGCAACGUCACGCUUGGUGAGGGGGUCAUUCCGAUUUCGAAGCACUGUAAGAACCGGUUUGUGGCUUCAUACUACACCACUAAACCGAUCAAGACUCCUUCACAUGUGAACGUGUAUGAUCUUUACAGUGGAGCGGUUGCGGUCACAAAAUUUUUUCAGUCGAAGGAUCCCGGAGUGUACGUGCAGUACGAUAGUUCGGCAUAUGUGAUCCCUCAAGCGCUCUCGGAACCCAUAAAUCUGGAGGCAGACGUAUAUGACCUGCUAUACGGUGACGUGCAGCACGCCAUCAAGACACGCUUCGAAGAUGCUAGUGGGAAGAUUGUGCGCGACGUUAAGUUUACUGCCAAUGUCAAAGAAGUUACUCUAAAGAUAGGGCAAAUAUCGUCUAAGUUCAUCAAUGAUGUGCCGACAUGUGCUGUCAGGACAGUUGAUAUACCAACGUACGACGUCGUAAAGAUAAUGAUAUACCCACUACCGAAAACCGCCCCGCAUAAACAUGUUUACUAUCUGCACGGAAGCAAUUGGAAGCUUGCGUACGAAGGCAACCAAGGGUUGAAAACGCUAUUAAGUGACCACAGCAUAAAAGAGAGCCUUACAGAAGAGACGUUCGACGUACGCCGCGUGCAUGUUGAGGAUAAGCAGCAGGUACCCUUGGAAUGGACUGCUCCUCUCAAUGAGAAGCUUCACUACCAUGAAGCCAGCGCAGACGGUUGUAAAUAUUCUUUCUUCUUUGCGGAUAGAGGCCACAUGUUGGCCGACAAUAACUUGAGGGAUGUUGCAAAUAAAGGUGGUUCAACCCCAACUGCGAUGGCAACGGAUCGUAUUGUUGUUAUAUAUGUCCCAGCAGAAGAGACAAAACACCCACGAGGUUUCAUCUGCACAAAAAGGGAUCUUGAAUACGUGUAUAGUACCAUAUCUGGUUCAGGUACCCCCCGUUCUGGCGCACCAGCGACCGCGUGA